AUGCCUCAAGCUUCUGAGAAUCGUCACCCGCGGAUCGCUAUUCGGUCAACACUAGCUAAGAAACCAUCUCGUGUCGCUCUUCGAGAGCCAAAAGCUUCACCGGUUAAAGGAGCUGUCAAUGCCAAACCAACCGGAAAUGUUGGCCGUGAUUCUCCAGCAGGAUCCAUACGAACCAAGCAACCAGAAAAGCCAAACCUGGGAUCACCUACUAAGCGACCUACCAAGGGCUCAGUCGAGACUCCUCCUCCCACCAAGACAAGUCUUCGUUCUACAAAGGCUUUCGUGGUGAAGACAUACGAGGUAAUUGAGGAUGAUCUGGCUCCAAGAAAUCCUACCAAGGGGUCCGACAAUGGACAACACUCUGAUCAUAGCAGUCACAGUCAUCCGGUCUUGGCUAUUGGUGGCCUUUCCGAGUCGACCAAGAACAUGUUCAUGGCACACCAAGGCAAAAAGCAAGCGACACCACCAAUUCCGUUAAAAGAUCCUCGGAGGAGGCUGCUCGGAACAAAUAAUACUGAUGCUGAUGACGAAGGAAGUGAGACCUUCGAAGAUUCUAUUCGAUCCGCCCUCGCCACUCCCGGUACUCACAACUACCACCAGAGAGCCCAGACUCCUACAAGUGUUAAGUCUGUCAGAUGGGAUCCUGCAGUUGUUUCUGUUGGCCGUAUCACUUCAGGAGCGAAGCCGGCAUUAGAUGACUCGCCAUGGGUCUUUCCGCCAAGCACUACCAAGGAGCAGACUAGUAUUACAGAUGUUCUAAAGACCCUUUCACGGUUGAAGAAAGAGGACCAACAAACGUUACGCGACUACUUGCGAGACUUGGGCUCUCCGGAAAGCGAGGAUCGUAGCUCCAUUACACAACGGCCAAGCCGAGAAGAAACCAACGAGCGAUUUGGUCUGGACGGCAUGUUUGCAAAGAAGCUCAACCCAGAGGCCUCAGUGUUUAGGAAGGUUUUAGGCCCAAAGAAGCAGACUGAGAAACAGGAAAACCCAAAUACGAAUCCUCAAUUGGAAUCAUUGGGUGAAACGAAGCAAGCCCGGGAACCGAACGAACCAGUGGUUGUCACGUCCACACCCCGGAAGGGCCUCAAGAUGGAUAUCCCUCACCGACAGAAAGUCGAGAGAAGCUCCAAAGAACCAACUUGGAUCAAUAUCUACAACCCACCAUCUGCCAAAGACAUGCCUGCAGGGUUUUCCAAUUUUGCCAGCAAUCCAUUAAAUCGUAAUGGUCCCGAGUUAUCUCAGCCAUUGCCGGCGCCUGCUUCCAACCUUAUGCCGUUGACCUCUGGGUGGCAUGGUGGUCUUUAUGAUCCACAGCAAACAGUCUGGGUACCGAUGCCAAUAUUCCCUACUCCACAUGGUUUUCAGGCUCUUCCAAUGAUUCCGCCACACCUUUGGAAUAACACUUUUAGUCAUCGAAACCAGUUGCCCUUCAAUGACCAGAACGGGGCAGCGCACAAACGUCCACCAUACAAUCCACGACGACCUCCACACAAGUCAAAGUCUGCAAAUGGUCCUCUCGUGGAUGUGUCUCUUGCUAAUGUACCUCCGGAAUGGGGACCGGGUCGAGUUGCUCAACCCGUCGAUGAGGCCUGGGGUCAAUCACUGAUUAAUCAGUUUUCGUCCAAGUAUCCACGGACUGGAAAGGUAGACAUCAAAGCCAAGUACCAAGCACCGGGUCAAAUGAGACAAGCCGCCGCAAUCCAACAAGAACUCGAGCUUCUUAUCUACACGGAGAAGGAGAAAGCUGCGGCAAUGGGGAAGGCUGGCCUUGCAAGACCGAAGCCCCCAGUCUCCAGAAAAGAACCUAAAAUCACUGUGGUGGAGAAGGGCUCAUUUUCAUCCGAGAACGAACCAUUAUCCAGCCAGGCUCAACCGGAAGUUUUGGGGUAUGAGCAGCCUAAGAAAGAACCCGAACUCACUGUUGUGGAAAAGCGUCCAUCUCCUGCAAUGUCUAAUCCGUUUUCUACCCCGGAGAAGAAGCAUGUAUCGAGGAGAGAACCUAGUGUUACUAUUGUGGAGAAGCGGUCCUCUUCAGAUGAUGACCCUUUCACUUGUUCCACAAAAUCAAACCUUUUGGCAUCAUUCGCAUCCAGCACAAAUACUGUUCAGAAGAGCUGGGAGCAAUGGUAA
Messenger RNA from Glarea lozoyensis ATCC 20868, 2133 nucleotides. RefSeq lists its product as uncharacterized. The transcript has a single exon. Bases 1 to 2133 code for a protein of 710 amino acids. The record is from RefSeq and is a predicted model, not a curated record. NCBI's taxonomy places the organism in Eukaryota, Fungi, Ascomycota, Leotiomycetes, Helotiales, Helotiaceae.